GGACGGAGCGAGGCGCGGGGGGAGGAGAGAGAGAGCUGCCUGCUUGAGCCGUGAGAGUGAGUCGGGACUGAAAAAGUCUGUAAAGAAAGAGAUCCACAACCGGAACGUUAAUUUCUGUCAAAGAAGUAGGAAAGCUUGACGGAGAAAGAUGUCAAACAGCGAGGAAGAUGGCAUGGAGUAAACCGCUAAGAGACACUUAGCGAGACAACUUGUUUUAGAGAAGCUCUACGCUCCGAGUUGGAACUGUUGUCCGCCACAACUUAAACAGUUUUUAUAUCGCACCUAUCUACAGGACGGAAGGCUACAACAAGCUGCGAAGUGUUCGCGGAUCGGCUCCGGGGGAAAGCCUAUAGUGUGGCUGCUUUGGUCGGAGAGAAAAGCGCCGAAGGAGCGGACGACGAUAGCGCGCGCCGCGGCACAAGAGCUCAACGCUGCCCCGCUGGAGCAGUAGCGAUAAAAAGUUUUUUCCCGAGUUUCUGCCGGGGUUUCCUCGUGAGGAACUUUGGGAGGACAGGAGGAGAGUGACUUUUCUUUCCACGAGCAACUUCGUGGAAUUCUUGGAAGUCACACCAAACUUAAUCCUCACGUUGCUGUUACAAGAAGGAAGAAUGAAAACACCUGGAGAUUCUGGUUUCGCAUUCCCAGAAUGGGCCUACAAGCCGGAGUCCAGCCCGGGGUCGAGGCAGAUCCAGCUGUGGCACUUCAUCCUGGAGCUGCUGCGGAAAGAGGAGUACCAUGAUGUCAUCGCGUGGCAGGGAGACUACGGCGAGUUCGUCAUCAAAGACCCAGAUGAGGUGGCCCGGCUGUGGGGCGCUCGGAAGUGUAAACCCCAAAUGAACUAUGACAAGCUCAGCAGGGCGCUCAGAUAUUACUACAACAAGCGGAUUCUCCAUAAGACCAAAGGAAAGAGGUUCACCUACAAGUUCAACUUCAACAAAUUGGUUUUGGUCAACUAUCCGUUCAUCGACAUGGGCUCUGCAGGAAGUGCCGUCCCUCAAAGCGCCCCUCCCGUCCCGACUGGCGCAGGUACCCACUUCCGUUUUCCACCUUCGACACCAUCAGAAGUUCUCUCUCCGAAUGAUGACCUGCGCAGCCCGGGUGUGAUGUUCAGCUCUGUGGCGAGGAGAGCGCGAGGAUCUGUGAGCGACUGCAGUGAUGGUACAUCUGUGAACUCUGAGAUCGAAGAGGGCCCUACUGCUCCGACCGAGGAGAGGACCGCGGAGAGGGGUGUUGGUGGUGGAGGAGGGUACCGUGGCAUCAUUCACCCACGUUUACCCCAUGAGUCUCUGUUCAGAAUGUACCCGGGAAACCCAGCAGCGCACCCAAGAGGUCCCUCCAGUCACCGCAUCCACCCUGAACCUCUGUCACCCUUCCCUGUGUCCCCUCUGCCUGGCCCAGGAGGAGUGAGUCUCUUAGCCCCCCCUCUCUCUCCAGCACUCUCUAUGACACCCACCUCUCACCUACCCUAUAGCCCGUCACCCAGUCUGUCCCCUAUGCUUGGUUCUCACUUCUCCUUUAACCCCGAGGACAUGAAACGCUACCUGAAGGCCACACAGUCAGUCUACAAUUAUGGUCUGAGUCCCAGGGCAUUCAUACAGUACCCCAACAUCGUUGUCCCACAGCCACACCGACCGGAGAAGUCCAGUCUGGCAACUGAGAGGGGAGGAGGAGAGAGGGGAGGAGGAGAGAGGGGAGGAGAGAGGCACCACCAUCCCUCUUUGGGUCACUCUGCUCAUCAUCUCCCACACCAUCCACACUCCGCACACCCAUCACACCCUAUGCACCACCCGCUGCACCUGGGGGAGGAGCCACCUCACAUGUCUCCAUUCAAGUUCAAGCUGCAGCCGCCGCCUUUGGGCAGGAAGCAGAGGGACGGGCAGGGCCCGGGGAAGCUCCGUCAGAGCUCUCUGUCCUCCGGCUCUGGGUCCAUGUCGUCCACAUCAGGCAUGGGCUCCUCACUGUCUUUUGGCAGCGACUUGAGUUCGGCCAGCGGCUCUGGUCUGGUCUCAGCCUCAUCUUCAACACAGUCACUCAACAGUGCCGGACUCCCAAAAAUCAAGGUGGAGCCCAUCUCUGACAUUGAAUCAGAGGAGGUGGAGGUAACUGACAUCAGCGAUGAAGACCCAGAUGAGAGAGAUGAGGAUUUUGAGUUCUCUUCUCGUUUCUCCAGAGCCCCAAACCACCAUCACCAUCACCACCACCACCACCUUAGCAAUGGCACAUCCCAUUCCCAUCAGCCCCAUCCUGAUGAUGACUUGGAUGAAGAUGUCUUCAAAGCUCCUGCCCCACCUCCGCCUGGCCUUUUGCCCUUCUUUGCCUCUCAGCACAUACAGUCCAAUGCCCAUCGCGGGCCACCCGUUCUGAAGACUGAACCAGCAGAACCAGAGGACGUGAGCCCACCUCCCCCUCAGCCAGGGUCGACGGGAGCCCCCCAGACCAAGUGCAUCCCCCUAAAACUGCGCUUCAAGAGGCGCUGGAGUGAAGACCAGCGCAUGGAGGCUUCACAGGAGGAGUCUGAUGAUAAGAAAGUGCGACCAGAGGAAGAGAGGAUACGACAGACUCAUUGUAACGGGCGAGUGGAGGUGGAGGAAGACGGGACAGGCAGUGCAGAGGGAGAGAGUCCCCCUCCUCUGGUGUACGAAGGCUCUUUAGUCACUCCUCUGGCCCCACACCGCAGAGUGAGUGCCGAGCUCCACCGUGCCACUGCACAGCUGUCUCUGGAGAAUAAAGAGUGCUGAUGAAGACCACCGUACACUACUGCCCUCUUCUCUCUCACAUACAGGGGUGCGUGAAAGUGAAAGGGCUUCUCUGAGAUACCUUUCACUACAGUGAGUUCUAACUCCUGAAAAUAGCAGAGAACUACAAGAUCCUGCUUAACUACUAACACCUCAAAGACACAGACUUUGUUCCAUCACUAGUUCUAGUAGUUUGAUCUUCUCUGUGUCAGGACUCCUCUGGUUUGAACCUGUUGGGGAAUGAGAGAUGCAACUGUCUUUAGCACAGUGACUGGUUCAACCAGAGACCUCUCUCACCUGGCCAGUGAAGCUGCAGAUAGCUGCCCCAUUUCCUCAAGGGACCCACUCUCUCAAAGCCCACAACCUAGCACUCUCCCUAUAGUUUUCCUGGAGAACUGGACUUCAACAAGUGCCUGUAUGUACAGUGACACAGAAGAGCACAACACAGGGAGAGAGCUUUGAGUUGUCAUUGUCUCUAGAAAAUGUAAGAAUUGUUAAAAAAAAUGUUGGGGCUCAUUAGGAACAUACAUCUCUAUAGUUAAAGAGUGGGUGCUUUCUGACUGAACAUUUCAGAACUGACUCCUAAAUCUGGCUCACUCCACUCAGGGAAGCUUAUUGCUGUAUGUUCAUAGGAUUCGUGCACACAAAAAACACAUGCGCAAGCAAAAACAAACUCCAGGCAACAGUUUUAAAAUACAUUUGGUGACGCACAACUUUACAGCACUAAACAGCAUAAAGCUAUUGUACCUGCUUCUUUCUGCCUCUUCUGUCCUUUUUCUCUCUUGUGGACCACAUGUGGAAAAUGCAAAUUCCACAUAUAAGAACUGUUUUCCCAGUGGAGUUGUGAGUAAAAACAGAAGAAUGAUGACUUACUAGAGGUUUAGAGAAAUUGCUGCUAACGGGGACAAGUGAGAACAGACAAAUAUUAUAAACUAUUCUCUGCAUACUGUAUAUUAAAUCUGAAAGUCCCUGCAGCACAAGAUAACACCAGCCUCUGCAUUCUGUACAAGUAAAAACCAGCAAAUGUCCGUACAAAGAGUCCCACAUGCACAACACUGCCUUCGGCUCCAGUUCUUUGGUUUCAGCCCUGUCACUGGGUCCUCCAGAGUUUGUGAGCACCUACACGAAUUGGAGAAAGCAGGAUCAACACUGCCUCUCUAUGCCUUGUUUUUAUAGCAUGUAUGAAAACCAAGCUCUAGCAACACACAGACUAUACCUUUAUAUAUUUUAAAAUGAAGUGAUUACAAUUUUAAAGCAGCCAUAGUGUUUUAAAUAUAUAAAAUAUUUCAGGAAUUUUUAAUAUUUUGGGGAGAUUGCAGCACAUUAAAGGUGCGUUGUGUAUCUUUUCUGGUAGAGGGUCCUUCACCUGCAUGUUUAUAUGGAUAUGUGAUUGCUCUGCUUAGAAUGUUUCUUAGUAUGGCAUUAAACAGCUCUACCUUACAUUUAUUACAUUCUAUAGUUUUAUAGUUCAAAAAUACUUUUUUUUGACUGUGACUGUGGUUGCCUCUCCACAGAUCUGACCUUUUAACUUCUCAUUUGGUCUGGUUUGCUCUGCAUGACGAUAAGAAAGGUUUAAUGCCAUGAAACAUUGAAACAUUCCAGCCAAAGCAAUAACAUCUUCAAGGAGAAAAGCAUUUGACGGACCCUCCACCAGAAACGUUAGACAAUGCACCUUUGAAGAAAACAAAAAAGCUAAGUGACAAUAGCCAUAAUAUUCUGAGCACAAAUCAUAUAAAAAUAGGCCAGAACCAGAUGCAGGAUCUAUCUCAGUGGGAAACCUCGUCUUCAAUUUAGUUUCUUUGUUUGUAAUGUUUUGAUGGCCAGUUUCCCUGCAAAAUCCGCAGAUGCCUUAGACCGACGCAAAGGAACAUAGAGUUAAUUAUUUCGGCAAGACGAGGUACCUCCCCUCAAACUAUGCACAUGCUCAGAAUCCAUUAUAUUUUAGAAGACUUGAUUUUUGUUUAGAUCUGCCAUCAGUUUACUCAGCAUUUCAGCCCAUAUAUAGACUGAUCAAAUACAAAUAGAAAAUGACUGAAUAUUCCACACUGAAAUCACAAAGAAGCUUGUCUCAACAUGCAAAAAUCCACCGACAUCUCACUAAAGCUUUUGUCUGUAAUUGAACUGACAGUUGCCUUAUUAUUAUUACAACUUUUAUCCCAUUAACUGAAGAGGCACCCUUUCAAUCUUUCUCUUCUCUCCCCUUAUCCACAUCCUGACAUAGUUACGAUAGACUAACAGCACAAAAAGUCUCUCAAAAGAUUGUCGUUCUUAAGAUUUCAUUUCUAUUUCAGCAAUUUUUCUUCAUCACAUCUUAGCUCCUUUGAAUUCAACCCAAACCCUAACCGUUUUCUUUUUUCAAACAAAUGUAAUAUAAUUAAAAUGUGUACAUUUUGUGAGCUGACAGAGGAACAACAUUGGGAAAUUGGAGAAAAAGAUAGUGGAUUUUAUUUACAUGCAGAUGGGGUAAUUUUACCUUUUUUCGUCAUGUAUUGUAAUGUUUUGUUUUAUAAUGUGUUUUUUUCUCUUGAUUGUGUAUAUUUUUUAUCACUUACGGGGGACUGUACCAUUUUAAAAGAAUUCAAAAUUGAGUUGUAUUGUUUAAUGUGUAAAUUUCUCCCCAGUUUUGGUCAUUAGUUUUGCCUUGUCUCCCAGAGCAGUUGUAUAACACUGAGAUGGAGAGAUGAAAAGUUAAUACCAUGAUGUAACAUUGAAUUUCUCUACUUCUGUCAUGUUUUUUUUUUUUUUCAAACUUGUAAUUAAGAUGUAAUCAGGGUUAUUAAACCAGUUAAAACCCA
This is a messenger RNA of Boleophthalmus pectinirostris (great blue-spotted mudskipper), 5530 nucleotides long. RefSeq names its product ETS domain-containing transcription factor ERF-like. Lineage: Eukaryota; Metazoa; Chordata; Actinopteri; Gobiiformes; Gobiidae. Gene Ontology annotation, molecular function: sequence-specific DNA binding; DNA-binding transcription factor activity, RNA polymerase II-specific. Gene Ontology annotation, cellular component: nucleus. The record is from RefSeq and is a predicted model, not a curated record. Gene Ontology annotation, biological process: regulation of transcription by RNA polymerase II; cell differentiation.